Cydia pomonella (codling moth) is the source of this 3104-nucleotide messenger RNA. Its product is annotated as cytochrome P450 4C1-like. Lineage: Eukaryota; Metazoa; Arthropoda; Insecta; Lepidoptera; Tortricidae. Bases 43 to 1578 code for a protein of 511 amino acids. The record is from RefSeq and is a predicted model, not a curated record. The transcript has 10 exons. Gene Ontology annotation, molecular function: iron ion binding; heme binding; monooxygenase activity.
AUACAUUUUUCUUUUCCUAUACAGUUUAGAUCUGCAAUAGUUAUGAUCUGGUGGGUGCUGCUCUUACCUGUACUAUGGUUUACUGCGUUCCGCUUCCGCCGACGUAGGAUGUAUGAGCUCGCGUCGCGAGUCCCGGGUGUCGGCGAGCUACCUCUCAUAGGGGCGGCCCACAAGUUUAUAGGAUCCACGGAGAAUAUUAUGUCUUCACUAAAAGACGUUAGCUCCACGGCUAUUGAAAAAGGUGGAACCGUUAGGUUAUGGCUGGGACCUAUUCUGUAUUUUGUUUCCGUGGAUCCAGUGGACCUGGAGAUGGUGAUGCGGACUUGUCUGGAGAAGGACGACCUGCACCGGUUCACGAGGCCGGUCAUCGGUAAUGGGGCUAUAUUUGCUCCAGUCUACAUCUGGAAACCAAGACGAAAGAUACUGCAGCCAGCAUUCAAACCAAAGAUAGUGGAGAGCUUCGUCCCCGUGUUCGCGAAGCAGAGCAUGAAGCUGGCUCGCAAGCUGGGCGAGGCCGGAGGCCGCGAGGUCAAGCUGCGCCCUUACAUUAGUUCCUACACCCUGGAUUCCACUUGCGAAUCCUCCUUGGGUGUGAAGAUAAACGCCCAGGACGACGCCGUGUCUCCGUUCCUCGUGGAGCUGGGCCGAGUAACCCAGGUGGUGGCGGAGCGUAUCUUCCACCUUUGGCUGCAACCGGAGUGGCUGUUCCGGUUCUCCCCGCAGUACCGCCAGCAGCGGACCAGCUGCGCAGUCUUGCAUGGUUUCACUGAUCAUGUUAUAAAGAAGAAACGAGAAGAAUUAAAAGGUCAACAAUGUGAAAAUCCUAAAGCAAACCAAACCAUUGACUUAUCUGACUACGAUUCCAAGUCUUUCCUGGAGCUGUUGAUCCACUUCUCGGGCAGCGAGGGCGGGUACAGCAACGAGGAACUGCGGGAGGAGAUCCUGACGCUGAUCAUCGGGAGCACCGACUCCUCUGCCUCUACUAUCGGUUAUGCUCUCGAUUUGCUGGCCAAGUAUCCUCAUGUACAGGACAAGGUUCAUGCAGAAUUGGACAUAGUGUUCGGCGACUCGGACCGGCUUCUGGAGAAAGAGGACCUGAUACGACUGAAGUACCUGGACUGUGUCAUUAAGGAGACGCUUCGGCUGUUCCCACCAGCGCCGUUCCUCAUCAGGAAGGUUGAAGAGGAAACCACCUUGCCAUCAGGAUGCGUGCUGCCCGCCGGCAGUGGUAUAGCAGCGUCCGUGUGGGGCACACAACGGAACCCUAAGUACUGGGGCCCCGACGCGGACGCGUUCGAUCCGGACCGCUUCCUUCCUGAGCGGGCCGCGCUGAGGCACCCCUGCGCAUUUAUGGCGUUCAGCAUCGGCCCGAGAAAUUGCAUCGGCUACCAGUAUGCCAUGAUGUCGAUAAAGUCGGCGCUGUCUUCGGUACUGCGCUUCCACCGCGUGAAGGGGAGGGUGGAGGAGGGGAACAAGCCGUACAUCCGAGUCAAGAUCGACGUCAUGAUGAAGGCCGUUAACGGACACGAGCUUACUCUCGAGAGGAGAACGCAACAUUGUGCUCAAAAUGAUUUGUAAAUCGUAGAUAGAUGUUUGCGUAUCUAAAGAUGACGUUCAGAUGUCAACUACAGCUGCAUUACUGUGCAUGUGUUGCACACGUGGAUAAAAUGCAACUUACUAGCAUUCUUAAAAUGCAAAGUGCCAGUGCAAAGUAAUGUGAUGAAAAUUUUGAGUUGUUUUCUAACGUUGGCUGGUAGAAAUGUCUUUUAAAUUAUGAUUUUGAAUGAUAAAUAUGUAAUAACGUUCAUUAGGAUUUGAUUUGGUUUGAUUUUGUUUGAUAUUUUAUAAGUAGUUAGUAUUUUCCUUGGGUUGGUGUGGUGAAAAAAGUUGUGUUUCGCUCGGUGACAAAAUUUGUUUAAUCCUCUUGCUUUGAAACCCUCAACGCUCAAGAUUGUCGAAGUUUAAUUUUGGAAUCUUUCGCUUGCUCGGGUAUCAAUAUUAGCACGAAAGGUUAAACAACAACUUUUCACAGUCCUGCAGUAAUUUCGUGUCGCAGAACGUGUUAAUUAAACAUAUGUUAUAAAACGUUUUUGAUGCAAGUAAGUAGUGAAUUUUGAGGUUGGGGUGUACUUUUUAGGGUUCCGUAGACAAAUGGCAAAAAACGGAACCCUUAUAGAUUCGUCAUGUCCGUCUGUCUGUCCGAUUAUGUCACAGCCACUUUUUUAAAUAUAUUAUAGGUAACGGCUUUGAAUGAUUCACGGUUGAUUUCACUACACUUAAAUCGACCGGGAUAUAAACUGUGAUUACCUUUUAUAUUGUUUUUACGGGUAACCCGUGAACAAGAUGCAUGUAACUGCGUCGAAAUAUCGAGAGCUCAAUAAAAACAAUAUAAAAGGUAAUCACGGUUUAUAUCCCGGUCGAUUUCAGUAUAUUAUAGCUACUUAUUACAGGCUUGAAUUACUGGCACACGUGCAGUUUGCGGUUUCCCAAAACAAUUUACAAUUUUUAUUUAGAACGAAGUUGUGUCGGUGCUUAGAUAUUGGUACAGUAAACAAACCAAUUAUGUAAGGGGGCAGGGUCACUCUCUGAUAUGUAUGGGUUGGAGUGCGGGGUGCGGCAGGGUUUGACCUCGCCUCGUCUCUUCAACUUAAACAUUAUUCUUUCGAUUGUUGAACUCAGCAGCACCUAUGAAGGCUGUCAUAUAAUGUGUGAACAACAUUAGCUAUGCCAAUGAUAUGGUGCUGCUGACUCCAUCUAUCAACGUGAUGAUGACGUUAAGGAGAAUUUGUGAGAAGUAUGCCGAGACAACGAGACGAGAUAAGACUGAGUAUCUUCCCAUCGACGUUACAAAACUGAUCGAGGCAAACCUGCAGAUCUACAUGUUGGAAAUACUGUGUUUAAAGGGGUGGCCAAAUUUAAAUACCUAGGCUGUACGAUCAACGACAACAAUUCACGUGACGAAGAAAUUGACAUUCGUAUUCAGAAUGCCUUGCGGUGCGGUGCAGCUCUGCACAAAGUCUUGGUGUCCAGGCUUCUCAGCAGAAAAACUAAGAUCCGAAUUUACAAGACCGUAAUACGACCCAUCUUAACAUACGGAUGUGAGU